Adineta ricciae is the source of this 1449-nucleotide messenger RNA. The record is from the annotation of a GenBank genome assembly. NCBI's taxonomy places the organism in Eukaryota, Metazoa, Rotifera, Eurotatoria, Adinetida, Adinetidae.
AUGGCAACUUGCAGAUAUAGUCUUAACGCUCUGCGUCGCGCGUCAUCAUCAGCCGCUGUUGCCUCAACGGCCAGUCAAAGAACUGCUCCUCAAACGAAAGCUGGCCAAUAUGGUAUUCCACAACGGAUUAAACUACCAAAGGAAAGUAUAAAUGUAACUAAAUUGCAAAAUGGAAUGGUCGUAGCUUCGAUGGAAAAUAACUCACCAAUCUUUCGCGUAGCAGCUGUUGUGGACGCUGGAGCAAAAUAUGAACCAUAUGAAAGUCGAGGUGUUACAACACUUCUUCGAGUGUUCUCCAACAUGAGCACGAAGUACGUCAGUCGUCAUGGUAUAACAAAAAAUUUGGAACGUCUCGGUGCCAACUUCAAGUGUGUCCAAACUCGCGAACAAAUGAUUUAUUCAAUUGAAGGCCUCCGAAAUGAAUUAACACAUGGAGCACAAUUUUUAGUUCCAAUUGUUUGCUAUCCGAUGUUUAAGCCAUAUGAGAUUCAUGAUGAACAUGAACGAUUAGAAGUUGAUCAUAAGCUUUAUUUACAAUCACCGGAAUUACAACUAAACGAUCUUCUUCAUGAAGCUGCGUUCAAGGGCGGUUUGAGCCGAGCGUUAUCUGUUUGUCCGGAUAUGAUGAAAAAGCUCUCUCACAGACAAAUGUAUACGUUUCAUUCCCAUUAUUACACACCAGAACGCAUAUCUUUGGUCGGAACCGGCUGUAAUCAUCAAACACUCGUUCAAUUAGCCGAUAAAUUUCGUUUUUCACCAUUGGAUUGCGUCUAUACACCAGGUUUUGGAAAUCUGAAAUUAAUCGAUUCAGAGCCUGAACCAUCGAAAUACAAAGGAGGAGAACUCCGACGUGACACCCAAUCAAGUUUAGUUCAUGUCGCCUUGGCAUGCGAAGGUGUUAGUUCGAAAGACGAAAAAGGUGUUUUAACAAGUUCGCUCUUGAAUGAAAUCAUGGGCAAAGGUCCAAAUAUCAAAUGGUCAAGUGGUUCGAAUCGACUUCAACGUGCUGCACAAGCAGUUGCUGAUGCACCGUGUUUGGUUUCAUCAUUCAAUCUUCAUUAUACCGAAGCCGGUCUCUUCGGCGUUCACAUGAUGUGCGACAAGAACGAUGCAAAUAAGGUUGUUAAAGCUGUCUGGAAUGAGUUUAGCAAGGUUUUGAAGAACGGUAUUAGUAAAGAUGAUUUAACAACUGCUAAAAAAAAGCUCCAAGUUAACCUUCAGAUGACAGCUGAACAAUCAUCUGAUGUCUUCUCAAAGAUGUUAACACAACCCGAUAUUAGUGAUCGCAUAACCGAUGUUCAAUCACUGGUUGGACAAUUAGAACAAGCUGACUAUUCCCAUGAAUCGGUCAAUCAAUUAGCAAAGAAGAUGUUAAGUGGAAAACAACCAACGUUAGUUUCGAUUGGAAAUCUUAAGUCAAUGCCAUAUAUUGAUGAUUUACGAGCAUAA